UUGGAGACAAAUUGAGAAGUAACAAUGAAUAACAAACGUGACAUGAACAACAAACGUGCAAACAGUGGCGAUAAAAUAAAAGUGGAGCUGUCCAACCUUAUGAUACCAACGACAUCGAUGGAGGAGUGUGAAGAUAACUCAGUUGGAAAACUUACAUCUCCUUCCACCACCACAACAACGCAACACGUGCCGGCAAAUAACUUGCUUGGUGUGGAAACAUCUCCGGUGACAUCAUACGGCAGCACACUGAGUAUUCAACCCGAGGCAUCUACGGCAAACCUCCUAAGCAUUGACCUUGAGAAGGCAAUCAAUCGUCACACGGGGGAGGAGAGAGAGACUUGGAGCAAUAGAGCGGAGUUCACCUUGUCUCUGAUUGGCUACGCUGUUGGCCUUGGCAACGUGUGGAGGUUUCCUUACUUGACCCAGAAAAAUGGCGGAGGGGCAUUCUUGAUUCCAUAUGCCGUGUUGAUAGUGAUCGAGGCUAUUCCCUUGUUCUACCUUGAAUUAGCCAUUGGUCAACGACUUAGAAAAGGGUCCAUUGGGUCAUGGAAUCAGAUCUCACCGUAUCUAUCAGGCAUAGGACUCGCAUCCGUGGCCGUGUCGUUCAACGUGGCCCUUUACUACAACACCAUCAUGGCCUGGUGCAUGCUGUACCUGGUGCAGAGCUUUCAGAACCCCCUGCCGUGGUCCGUGUGCCCGUCCGUCCAUCAUGGCAACGGGACCAUCGUUGAUGAUGAAUGCUUGAGGAGUGGACCCACCACCUACUUCUGGUAUCGUCAGACCCUACAGAUUGCACCGUCAAUCGACUCGAAGCCCGGUUUUAACUUUAAGCUAGGCAUAGCCCUGCUUGCCUCGUGGCUGCUAGUGUAUUGCUGCAUGAUAAAAGGAAUCAAGAGCUCCGGAAAGGUUGUAUACGUGACGGCCACGUUUCCAUAUCUUGUCCUCGUGAUAUUCUUCUUCCGAGCCAUCACGUUACCAGGCUUUGACAAAGGACUAGAGUAUCUUUUUGUGCCAGAGUGGAGUCGCCUGUGGGACCCAGUGGUCUGGCUGGACGCUGCCUCCCAGAUCUUCUACUCGUUCGGCCUCGCCUUUGGGUGCCUAAUCGCCCUUGCUUCGUACAAUCCCGUCCGGGGGAACUUUGUCAAGGAAGCCUUGAUUGUAACCAUCACAGACUUCGCCACGUCCAUUUUCACAGCCGUAGUUGUUUUCUCUGUGUUAGGUUUCAAAGCUACCAUGGCGUAUGAAGAGUGCAUCAAACAACACGAGGCCAACUUCACGCAGCAGUUCGGUACCAUCAUAGUGCAAGCAAAUCACUCGUGUGUGUUUAAAGAGUUUCUCCAGGGGUCGGUGUCUGGAACGGGCCUAGCCUUCAUCGUGUUCACCGAGGCCAUCAACCAGUUUCCGGUGGCACAGCUCUGGUCGGUGUUGUUCUUCCUAAUGCUACUCACGCUGGGCUUGGACAGCAUGUUUGGGACGCUAGAGGGCGCCAUCACUUCCUUCAAUGACCUCAUGAUGUUUCCGGGCGUGCGGAAGGAGAUUAUUUGCGGUGUGACAUGCCUUGUAUCGUUUCUAAUAUCACUGGCAUUCGCCUCCACAACAGGGCCAUACUUGUUCGACCUUUUCGACUCAUUCUGUGCAAACAUACCGCUCUUAGUGAUUGCAUUCAUGGAGUGCAUUGGAAUUUCUUAUGUAUAUGGACUUAAAAGGAUCUCCGAGGACAUUGAAUUAAUGAUUGGCAAGCGGCCCGGGUAUUUCUUGCUCAUCUGCUGGCGUUACAUCGGGCCCCUCGCCAUGCUGAUCAUCCUGAUAGCCAGCCUGGUGGAGGUGAUCACCAAGGGAACCCUUUACGAAACAUGGAAUGAAGCGCAGGGUGUUAAUACACUAGUUCAGUGGCCGUGGUGGUGCCAGCUAAUCGCUGCCAUGUUGAUUCUGAUGUCCGUCCUAUGGAUACCCGGCGUGGCCAUAUGCAAAUACCUUGACGUCAUUUCCAUGAAACGGGAAGUUCCCGCCUUCUUUCCUGAAGAUGAACUGAGGGAAGAACGCGACAUCAAACCACGACAUGCCAACGUAUUUGAAAGAACAGUUCUCGGAUUUAAAAACUGACGAAAUAAAUAGAUAGAUGUUGAUGCAUUGGAACGGGCCGUGAGUGUGAAUGUGACGUUGCGUGCGUGUGUGCGU
This is a messenger RNA of Dreissena polymorpha, 2178 nucleotides long. Its product is annotated as sodium-dependent neutral amino acid transporter B(0)AT3-like. The record is from RefSeq and is a predicted model, not a curated record. The coding region runs from base 25 to 2103 and encodes 692 amino acids. NCBI's taxonomy places the organism in Eukaryota, Metazoa, Mollusca, Bivalvia, Myida, Dreissenidae. Gene Ontology annotation, cellular component: plasma membrane. Gene Ontology annotation, biological process: sodium ion transmembrane transport. The transcript has 12 exons.